Molecule: messenger RNA, 1383 nt
Organism: Papilio polytes (common Mormon)
Lineage: Eukaryota; Metazoa; Arthropoda; Insecta; Lepidoptera; Papilionidae
Exons: 3
Coding region: 167-1279 (370 amino acids)
Source: RefSeq, a predicted model, not a curated record
UUACGAUAAUUACUGUACCGUCAAUGUUUGACAAAUUAACGAACAUAUUUUCGACUUAGUUACAUUCAUUAGUCAUUGAGAAUUUGGUUUUAACGUGACAAUAUUUCCUUAUAUAAAAUAAUUUUACCUUUAAACCCGCUACUCAAAAUUGUUUAUACUUAAAAAUAUGAUAAUGAAUUCGGAGUAUCUCUCUGAAGAUAUCUUAGAUGAGUAUUUUGUUAAAACAUAUCGCUGUUACCGUCGAGUACAGAUUUUAUUAGGAUCCUGUAGAGUGGACGUUCGAGACAGUUUCGUCACCGCGCCAACUAAAUACCAUAAAUUUUAUUCUAUAAUUUUAGUUGUCGUCUCUACAUAUUUGUAUAUCUGUACGAACAAACUCAUAUAUGAUAAUAAAAUCCCUAACCAUUCAUAUUCAUACUAUAUGUAUUUUUGUGUAAUGCUAUUAAGUUACGUUUCAUAUAUUUGCAAUAUAAUACAUGUUCGUUUCGUUAAUUCCGAUGACAAUUCGAAAUUUUUAAUUCAAUUGCAAAAAGUAGAUCGAUUAAUGAACGUAGAUGGCAACAGAAGUAUGUAUUCUUUCAUAUAUCAUACAAAUAUUGUUACACUAUCGAUACUUUUGACGUCAUAUUUAUUGCUUUAUGGCGUAUCUUGGUACAAAAAUAUAAGAGAUGCAAUUGAACUUUUGGGUGGGUUGUGUAAUGAAGUUACUUUCGCUAUAGAAAUUAGUCAUUGCGCGAACAUUAUAUUAUUCUUUGUUACAAGACUGCGGUUUCUAAACUCAAUAUUAUCUAACCAUUUACUACAUCAAGAUAAUAGCACGAACCAAAGUUUUUUUCCUACGAAAAACGGAAUGCGCUGUUUAGCUGCUAAAACGCAUGAUUUCGAAUCAACAGAUACUUAUAUUUGUCUGAGAGCAAUAUUAGAUGCAUAUAAUGAAUUUCAAAAGCUUUACAGAUUUCAGGAAUUAGAUUUGUUUGUGUAUGUGCAAAUUCCCUUCAUAACAACUUUCGACAUCUUUAUAUGCACAUUUCUGUGUGUGCGUAAUCAAUUUUUUUACAAAGAAAUUGAUACGACCAAAAGGUUGUGCACAAAAGUAAUGUGCGUUCAUUACACAGGACCAUUGCGAGAUAAAGCUAAAAAAGUGUUGAAAUUAAUACAAGAGGCACCACCGAAGUUCUCUGUUUACGAUAUGUGGCAGAUGGAUGUAUUUUUUAUGCUGAAAGUCUUUAAUAUUCUCACUACUUAUAUUAUUACGACGUUACAAUUUGCUCUUCUCUAAGUGUAUGCGAUUUAAAUAUUUUUAGACAUGGCAUAUCUAUUAACUACACUGAAGACAUCAAGAGUUAUUUGUUCGAAUCGUGUAAUCUAUAUUAAAUUGCACUU